Messenger RNA from Protobothrops mucrosquamatus (brown spotted pit viper), 1386 nucleotides. It is a transcript of the gene AMHR2, whose product is annotated as anti-Mullerian hormone receptor type 2. Gene Ontology annotation, biological process: cellular response to growth factor stimulus; BMP signaling pathway; protein phosphorylation. Bases 1 to 1386 code for a protein of 461 amino acids. Gene Ontology annotation, cellular component: plasma membrane; signaling receptor complex. The record is from RefSeq and is a predicted model, not a curated record. The transcript has 9 exons. NCBI's taxonomy places the organism in Eukaryota, Metazoa, Chordata, Lepidosauria, Squamata, Viperidae. Gene Ontology annotation, molecular function: ATP binding; transforming growth factor beta receptor activity.
AUGGAUGCAUUGAGUAAAAACCGUAGCUGUGUCUCCUAUGGAUCCAAUGCUCUGACUGAGGGACUGGAGCACCUUCAUGGCUUAAUCUUGGAAGAUGGCCGCAAUGGCACAAUCCAGUGUCCUCACAACCAGUGCUGUUUUGGCAUCUGGGAACUGAACCAAGGACAACUUCAAGCCAAGAUGCAAGGUUGCUGGAUUAGUGAAAAGGAAGCCUGUGAUUCUCCAGCUUGUGAGUUUCGUUCUUCGGCUGCCAUCACCUUGUCCUGUAGGUGCCGCUCUGAUCUGUGUAAUGCUAACAUCAGCUACGCCAAGCCUGGAAACAGACCGGUUCUAAGGCAUUGGAAAGUUCAUGCAGUGCUACUAACACCAAAAGAAACUGGAGAACUCAACAAGGUAACUACAGGCUCAGAACUAAAGGAUGAGAAAAAACUGCCCAGGCUAGAGGUUCCAGAUCUUCAAUUCAUUCAGCUUCUCCACGAAGGGCAACUUUCUCAAUUGUGGCAAGGAACCUUCGGCCAGCAACCUGUGGCCAUCAAGACAUUUCCUCCUUUGUGCCACCAACAAUUUGCAUCUGAGUGGGCCGUGUACAGCCUCCCGUUGAUGAACCAUGAAAAUGUGGCACGCCUUGUGACUGCUGGAUAUGGGGGACCCAGUGAAGAACAAGGUGGUCUCCUGGUACUGACACUGUACCCAUUGGGAUCCCUACGGAACUUCCUCAGCCAGCACAUUUGCUCCUGGGAGAUCAGCAUCCGGCUUGGAUCAUCCCUUGCCAGUGGCCUUGCUUUCUUACAUGAGGAGAAAUGGAAGGAAGGCCUGCAUAAACCUGGGGUAGCCCAUCGUGACCUAAGUAGCCAGAAUGUGUUGGUGCGGGAAGACAGGACUUGCGUCAUAACUGAUUUUGGCUUUGCCAUGACACUCCCUCUGCGACACCAGCAGUCAGGAAAAGGUCCUGCAGAAGCCAUCGUGCACAAGGCAGGAGCUCAACGCUACAUAGCUCCCGAAAUUUUGGACGAGAACCUGAAUCUGCAGGAUGUGGGCUCUUCACUGAGGCAAGCUGAUGUCUAUUCCCUGGCACUGGUACUGUGGGAGAUCCUGAUGAGAUGCUCUGCGCUUUUCCCAGAGAACAGCGUUCCUGCAUUCCAGCUUGCCUAUGAAGCAGAAUUAGGUAGCAGCCCUACAUACAGUGAACUGCGAAGGUUGGCUGUUGAGGAAAGGCGAAGACCAAUUGUCCCACCAGCUUGGACAAGAUUUGGGCAAGUAGCUAUUUCCUUGCAAGAGCUCCUGGAAGACUGUUGGGACCCUGAACCAGAGGCUCGUCUGCAAGCCGAGUGUGCCCUGCAAAGGCUGCAAAGGCUGGGCACUGAGGAUCUGGUGAAAGAGUACUGA